CAGAGAGGAGAAGGGGCUAGUGCAGCGGACGCCCCUAACAGGUUGGAGGCGCGCUGGACCUGCUGCUGGGUUCGCCGUUUGCCUCGGACAGGAUGGCCGCGGUCGCCAGCGCGGAGGAGCCGCCUGCUUCUCUAGCCCCAGAUACCGUUAGAGCGGCGAUGCUUGGAGCCACCGGGCUGCUGCUGGCGUUGUGGUGGCUGCUGGGCCGCCAGUCUCUGCAGCGACUUCCACCCGGCCCCAAGCCCUGGCCGCUGGUGGGCAACUUCGCCUUCGCCCUGCUGCCCAAAAGACUGCACGCCGUUGGUGUCUUUGCGCCCCGCAAGAAGGAGGCGAACUGCGACCGAGCCGAGGAGGGAAGGCCGAUGCAUGUGAUGCUUACCGGGCUGGCCAAGAUGUACGGCAGCAUCUUCCGAAUAGACUUGGGCAGCCACCACGUCAUUGUGCUUAACGACUUUGAGGCUGUCCGGGAUGCGCUGGUCGCUCAGGCCGAGAUCUUCAGCGACCGCCCCAGUGUGCCCUUGGUGGCCAUCCUCACCGAGAAGAAGGGUUUGGUGUUUGCACCUUAUAAUCCAGUGUGGAAAAAACAAAGGAAGUUUUCCCACUCAACUCUCCGUCACUUUGGAUUAGGAAAGCACAGUCUAGAGCCUAAAAUCAUUGAAGAAUUCAAGUAUGUGAAAGAAGAGAUCCUGAAACAUGGAGAGGAGCAAUUCAAUCCUUUCCCUAUUAUUGGCAAUGCAGUGUCCAAUGUGAUCAGCUCAAUGGCCUUGGGUAGGCGCUUUGAUUAUGAUGAUGCAGAGUUCAAGAACAUGCUAACUAUUAUAUCAUGGGCACUAGAGUUCAGCGUGAAUAGUCAGGCACUGUUGGUUAACAUUUGCCCGUGGCUUUUUUAUCUUCCUUUUGGAUCUUUCCGAAAAUUAAGGCAGAGUGUGCGGGAUAUCACAGCUUUCUUGAAAAACAUCAUUAAACAGCACAGGGAAAACUUGGAUGCCCAGGAUCCCCGAGAUUUCAUUGAUAUGUAUCUCCUGCAUUCAGAUGAGGAAAAGAAGAUCAAUGGGGAAACUAGCUUUAAUGAAGAUUACCUGUUCUUCAUUAUUGCAGACCUUUUUAUUGCAGGCACAGAAACUACAUCCAACACACUACUCUGGAGCCUUCUUUACAUGUCACUUCACCCACAAGAGCAAAGAAAGGUUCAAGAAGAAAUUGAAUUGGUAAUUGGGUGCAACAGACCUCCCACCCUGGCUGAUAAGGUGCACAUGCCCUUAACAGAAGCAACUAUUAUGGAAGUUCAAAGGAUGACAGUGGUUGUCCCUCUUUCUAUUCCUCGGAUGGCCUCAGAAACUACUGAGCUUCAGGGAUACACUAUUCCAAAGGGCAGUGUAAUCAUUCCUAACUUGUGGUCUGUGCACAGAGAUCCCAACAAAUGGGAAAACCCAGAUGAUUUUUGCCCAGCAAGAUUUCUGGAUGAGAACGGCCAACUUCUCAAAAAAGAAAUAUUUAUUCCUUUUGGAAUUGGCAAACGUGUGUGCAUGGGAGAACAGCUUGCCAAGAUGGAACUUUUCUUGAUGUUUGUGAGCCUUUUGCAAAGUUUCACCUUUAUAUAUCCUGCAGACUUAAAGAAACCAUCAAUGGAAGGAAAAUUCGGCCUAACAUUAGCUCCUUUCCCAUUUGAACUUAUUGCCUUAAAGAGAUGAGGAAACUUCCAAGAAAAAUGCUGCAUGAUGUUCAUAUUACUGUAUGAAAUUCAGGGCUAUAAAUGAAAUGUUCUUCACCAAAACCUAGUCAUUAGCCCAAAGCAGGCUAGGGAAUUUUCAGCCCACGGGGUGUUCAAAAAUUAUCAAGUACUUUCUCCUUUGCUUGGGCUGUUCCCCACUCGAUAUACUGAAACUCUUCAACUAUAGAAACAAACUGAAAUAUGUAAACCUCAAGAGCUGCAGAGUAACAAGAGAAAGUUGGGCAGCCACACUUAAAGGAACUAUUGAUUAUUAAAUGUCUUUUUAUAAUAGAUAAAAAGCAAAGGAAAAUACUGAAAAUCUAAUUUGCACAUGACAGUAUACAACCCCCCCCCAAAAAAAAAAAUUCAGAAAGCACUUAUGUAUUUGGAACUUUUAAAAAGACAGUUAAGAUGCAUAACAAGUUAUCUUAAAAACUUGAGUGGCAUUGCAAAUUGUCUUAAAAACCAGAGUCUGUUGGGUGUGUGUGUGGGGGGGUAGGGUGUCUUGUUGGAUAAGUCUAACUUGUCUUCACUUUCAGCAGGAAAUAAAACAAAACAAAAUAAAAUAAAAAUAGCUGUCCUGCACCUGCACCUAGAAUCCUUGGGCUGGAUCCUUUUACAUGCUUCAGGAAGGCUGCUUUUUAAAAAAAAAAAAAAAAAAAAAGGUAAAGCAUCAGACAUACUGUACAUAGACUGUUCCAUCCUUAAUAAAGGCAAAAAUUACUUUUAAAAGGUGAUAGAGAUGGAGUGAGGUCUCUGGGGUGCUGGAGAGGGAUAUUUUUGAUUCUGGAUGACCAUCACUGUGCCCAACUAUUGUUCCUCUGUGCUAAUCAAGAAAAGCAAAACAUUGAGUGGACUUCCACAAUUCAAUUUUUAAUACAUAUUUACUGAGAUUUAUCUCAUGGUAUCUCUAUUGUUUGCUAAAAGCAAAUGUUUUGUUGGCACAACUUAGGUAAUUUCUCAACUGCACACAUUCUGAGUUUCUGGCGGAACAGUGCUAAGCUCAACCUGAUUUAACCAGCAAGCCAUUCAUAACAUCUACAUUGAAAAUGUUUAAUACAUAGUGUAAAUGCCAUAGGAAGCAGCAUUAUCAUGAUCAAACUGUACUGCUUCAGGAAAACAAAGUAAAUACAAUGAUAAAUAGCUAAAAAAUAGGGUUUUAUUGGGCAGAAGAUGUACUUGCCUCUAGAACCUUAGUGCUCAGCCAUUUCUAUUGGAGAAUAGUCUUGACCAGUUAUAAUUAUUGUUCUGGCAUGAACUAUACACAAAAUAAUUCAAUUGACAAAUAUUUAAGUUUGAAUUUUGGGGCAUAAAGUUUAAUUUAAAAAGGCCUUUAGAAAUAAAAGAGAUAGGUAGGAAUGCAACCCUUAUUCUAAUCUUAUUUGCCAAAACAUUUAAGUCCCAUGCUUUUAAAUACUAAAACGUAGAGAGAGGAAAAAAAUUGCUAGUUCUUAUAUUUCCUAUAUAUUUCAUGGUCCAUAAAUGCAGAAUAUUUGAUGAACAUUUAGAUGCUAUUCAGCAUAAUAAAAAAGAUGUACAUGUAUUUAACCCCAUUUUUAUGCUCUACAGGAGAGAAAGAAUCCCUUAUCUUUUUCCCGUUCCUGUCUUCAUAGCAAUACAGAGACAUAAAUGAUGCACUUACUCAUGUUCAAAAAGAACUUUAUUUUGCAAUGUUUUAAUUAAAUUAACUGCAUUUUGAAAAAGAGAGAAAUUUUCCUGGGGUGAGGUAAGAAAGGUAACUAUUCCUUUUCAUGCAUGUUAUCCUAAUUAAAAAAAAAUCAUACUGCCAAAAUUUGGGGGUUGUAGUUUUUGAUGGAAAAUCAAAAGUAAUUGCAAUUGAAUGGCGGGUUUUCAUUCAUUUUCGGUUCACGGAGCAGCUGAAUAAUGGAUCAGCAGGUUUGAUGAACAGACUGAAUCAUUUUUUGCUUACCUGUGGUUUAUUGCAUGAACAAUAUUUAACUGGUUCAUACAAUAUAAUGUUAAAAAUUAAAGAAAGGGCAUUAUGAUAUAGUGUAAUAUGAAUUAACUUACAGAAUGAAUUAUCCUUUAAGAAGGAAACUUGGCCAUUUUCGACACUCCUUAUACUUCAAUUGCACUACUAACAUUUAGAUGAGUACUGCUAUGGCAGAUAAUUUUAUUGGGCAAAAUACAACUGAUCCUUGGUAUGGCAUGUGUGUCCUCUUGUAAUGAAGCAAUCUAUUACUGAAGCACUUUAUAAUUUUGUCAGAUUCCAGAGGUCUGUAUUUCUGCAUUUUAGAAGGCACUAAAGGCCUGUGUAAGAGCUGGGUGUAUUAGUUGUCUAUACCUUGCUAAUCUUUAUAUUGUCUAAUGUUUUCAAAAUGAAUGUCUUGUUUAGAAUUUUAGGAUGAGAAUGUAAAAUCCAAGAUCUGAAAUCAUGAAUUGCUUUUUUUUAAAAGGUGCCUAUUUAGACACAGUGCGAUAUAUGUUUGUCUAAAUAAUUUUUUAGAUAAAUAAAAUAAUAA
Protobothrops mucrosquamatus (brown spotted pit viper) is the source of this 4194-nucleotide messenger RNA. RefSeq names its product cytochrome P450 2U1. Gene Ontology annotation, cellular component: intracellular membrane-bounded organelle; cytoplasm. Bases 93 to 1691 code for a protein of 532 amino acids. Gene Ontology annotation, molecular function: oxidoreductase activity, acting on paired donors, with incorporation or reduction of molecular oxygen, reduced flavin or flavoprotein as one donor, and incorporation of one atom of oxygen; heme binding; iron ion binding. The transcript is spliced from 5 exons. Lineage: Eukaryota; Metazoa; Chordata; Lepidosauria; Squamata; Viperidae. The record is from RefSeq and is a predicted model, not a curated record. Gene Ontology annotation, biological process: xenobiotic metabolic process.